Messenger RNA from Caenorhabditis auriculariae, 2831 nucleotides. Lineage: Eukaryota; Metazoa; Nematoda; Chromadorea; Rhabditida; Rhabditidae. The record is from the annotation of a GenBank genome assembly.
AUGGCGAAGCCUGUUGUCCAUAGAGCAACUUUACUGCAAAGUGCUCUUUUCGCGGGAACUCAAACGUUCCUCUCUCCGACUUUGAAUUAUUUUUUCUCCAAAACUAGGAACUUCUGUACAUUUCCAAAUUCACCGUUCGAUUUGCAAUGAAAAGCUCUACAAAAUACUGCUUUGAACUGAAACACCGUUUUUUACUGCCCCUAUGCCUUUAACACACGUUUUCCGAGAAAAUCGAUGAACUGAGAAAUUUCUGGGUACAAGGAUUUCAAGUUGGCUCUUCAGAGCUUGUUUUGCUAUCAGACAUACUACAUAACCUCUUCAACUCACAAAACCUGGUUUUUAGAGGCUCCGCCCACUUUCACGGUUACGGUAGAGAAAAUACCAUAAAAAGCUAACUUUUUUCCUGGUGAAGCAAAUUGGUUCAAACCAACUUUAACAUAAAGAUUAUAAUAUUUUGAGCAUUUUUUUCGAUGGUAGUGACCUCGGGAAAAAUUUCCUUCCUCCAGAAAAAAAAAUCGAUUUAGAAAAAUGACGAUUUUUUGAUACUUCUGUGUUUUUCUUGGUCAGGAACCUUGCCACAGCUCGCCACGGAAAGUACGGCCUCGGAUCGCGAAACGAAAACUGCGAGAGACUGGUCGACCUUCUCGACGCAAGGAAACUCUACCAUGGCAACUCACUUUUUGAGAAACCUGAUCAACGGCGUUGGACCUGGAAAUCCGCGAACGGAGCAACCACCAAUGAGAUCGACCAUAUCCUCACGAAUCGGAAAUGGACUUCUCUUGACGUUGCCGUACUACCGAGCUUCGACAUCGGAUCAGACCAUCGACUAGUCCGCGCAAAAAUCCGCAUCAACAGCAAGGUCAGGAAACGUGAUCUCCACCAACCACCACGUCCAAGAAGACCGGUCUACGACGCAGCCACAUUGGAGAAGAACAUCUCGGAGUACAAAUGGUCACACAACGAUGACCCGACGAUUGACUACAAGAACCUCUGCGACGGCCUUAUAAGAUGCGCCGAACCCGCUGCCCGAUCGACCUCAUCACUUCCUCCUCGAAUCGACCAGAAAGCGAAGGAAAUGCUAAGGAAACGAGGAGAGAUCAAACGCGACCCGGCUUCCACGCACCUUGAACGUCUAACCAUCGACAAAGCGUGCAGAAUCGCGGUCGAAACAUCGCUCGCAAAUCGACGCAAAAACGCCCUUCUCCUGACAGUCGAAAAACACCAAAGCAUCCGGAAAAAGAAGUUCGAACUAAUAGACCUAUCGACGGUGAUGACGGCUCUAAAAGACAAAAAUGGUCACUUGAAAACUUCGCGCAAAGAAAUGGAAGACCUCACAGUUGACUACUCACAAGGCUCUUCCAAAGCAGCGUAGCAGUACCAAGAUCAGCGACUCCACCAGCAGAGGAAGAACCUCCGAUCAUCGAAGAAGAAGUUGCUCACGCUAUCCGAAGGUUGAAGAAUGGAACGGCGGCCGGCCCCGAUAACAUCUCGACAGAAAUCCUCAAAUCCGGAGGCGACGCCCUGAACCGACUGCUCGUCAAACGCUUCUCCACCUAUCUGAAAAACAAGUAGAUCCCGGAGCAAUGGAAGGUCUCAAAAACCAUCUUGAUCCCCAAAAAAGGCGACCUAACCGACCUGAACAACUUCCGACCAAUAUCACUAUUAUCGGUCGUCUACAAGUUGUUUACCAAGAUCAUCGUCAACCGCCUAGAGAAGAAGCUCGACGACUUCCAACCACCGUAUCAAGCCGGGUUCCGGCGGGACUUCUGCUGCCUAGAUCACAUCCACACCUUGACUCAGGUUGUGGAGCGUCAUCGGGAAUACCACCUCCCCCUGGCAUUGGCUUUUGUAGACUACCGGAAAGCCUUUGACAGCGUUGAGAUCAACGCCAUUCUGAACUCGCUCGUCGCCGCAGGAAUCCCCACAAAGUAUAUCGACCUCAUCGAAAAGUGCAACGAGGGAACGUCGACUACGAUCCAACUGUUCAAUAAAAAACUCACGAUCCCCAUCGGGAAAGGCGUUCGACAAGGAGACACAAUCUCUCCGAAGCUCUUCUCCACAGCUCUAGAAGAUGCAAUGCGUCAACUCGGCUGGGACACCAACCGAGACUGGGAAGACGGAAACGUUAUCAAAGGCAUCAACAUCGACGGCAAGAUCUUAACAAAUCUUCGCUUCGCCGACGACAUUGUACUCUUCGCCAACAACACCUCCGACCUGUCAUCCAUGCUCAACGAUCUAAACGCCGUUGGAAAGAAGAUCGGACUCCAGAUGAACGAGAAGAAAACGCAGUGGAUGAGGAACCGCUUCUGCGACCAAGGCAACGUCAUCCUCGAAGGACGAGACCUGCUUGAAGUCAACUCCUACGUAUAUCUCGGCCGAGAAGUCAACAUGACGAACGAUUUAAAACCAGAGAUAGCAAGACGCCGACGAGCUGGAUGGGCCGCGUUUAACUCCAUAAAAGAAGUUACCAACCAGCUGAAAGACCCAAAACUGCGAGCGCAUUGGAACGUGCGCUUCUCGAUACCAAUCGCUUCGAACAGUGGAAAAAAGAACAGACGAGCACAGACCUCCGUCAGCGGUCCCAGAUCCAGGACCUCGAAGAGCACAUUCAACACGGGAAGCAUCGCUGGGGAGGCCACGUCAUUCGCAGACAAGAUGACCGCUGGUCGACGAGAACGACCCACUGGUUUCCGAGAAACAACAAGCGCCCACUCGGGCGCCCACCGACCAGAUGGACGGACUACUUUCGCAAGAACAUCAGUCAACCAGGCCGCCACUGGAUGACCGUUGCGCAAGACCGGGCCGCCUGGAGAACGUGUGGUCCACGCUGA